AUGGCACUACCUGAGCCCUUGGCCAAGUCAACUAAAAACAGAGAAGCAUGUGAUCCUGAUGAAGAUUCACCUGAACCUUUGAUCAAGAGAACUCGAAAAAGUGAAGACUUGGACAGUGAAACACCAAGCUACAAAAAGGCAGAAUUACAGGCAAGAGAGAAAGAGCCAUCCUCCCCUUACUCGGAUUAUACAACUGGUGAUGAAGAUGAAGGCGAGACAGAUUCAAGCUGCUGGAGUGAGCACAAAGAAAACGACUCUGCACGUCAUUGGACGUAUAAGGAUCUGAUGAAUUUAAAUAUCAGUUAUGAGAAGACACCCUUGGAAAAUUUUAUCAAAGAAGUGAAAGAUGCAUUUAUGAAUGCGAAAGGUUUUUGCCCUGAUUCCAGCAGAAUGAACAGUGUUUUGAAGAGACAUCUUGAAAAUUUGGCCUUUUCGUACGAUACGACAGAUCUUAGAGAUGAUCGUGUGUAUAGCAAUCCUUACUUUGAGGUGCGCAUGAUACUGAAGGAGAUGAAGAAAUAUUUGCAGCAAUGGAAUAAAAACUCAGAAAAAUUGCUUAAUGAGAACCAAUUUUAUGAAGCGUUGGAUCCAUCUACAAAGAAAAGUGCACAAAAACUGAUAGAUGUGUUGGAUUUUGCUGUGCAGACAUUUGCUGGGGAGACCAUUCAACUUGUCAGAAAGAUACUACUUGAAAAGGAGAGUGAUGAAGGGAGAGGUGGAAGAGCUAGAGGUCAAGGGUCAAAGGGUCAUCAUGGUGGAAAAGCUAGAGAACAGUCCAGAGGAGGGCAAGGGGGAUUACAUGGUUGUCAGGAUACAGAGUUUGUGCAAAUCUCUGGGAAUUUUCUCAAGAAUUACUUUGAUAUAUUUGGGAGAAUGUUCUUUUUAGUUUCAGGUGAAGUACAUGCAGGAUGUUUUACUUUUGAGAACCGUACAGUGUGGACCACACCAGAUAGAGUGUAUAACUACCUCGCUGAUAGUGGCUAUCCUCCAGAUGAACUCUUCUUCAUUGUAGAGGCCAGAAAAGCUGAAAUUUCUCAUGAAGAUUCAACAGAUAUGGAAAAGCUAGUUGGACAAAAUAUCAUGGGACAAGUUGGAUCAGAACUUUUUGGCCAGUCACUACGCUCAUUAUUUUAUCCAAAUUGUCUUGGAAUCCUGUGUAUAGAAACAAAAUUAAUAUUUGUUUUCCUGAAAAUAUCAAAGGAACAUUCAGUCAGCAUACGUAAAGGGGACACAGAAACAACACAAAAUCCAGGGAAGAUUCUGUACACCGCACCAUUUGACAUUCUUAAAGCAGAGGACAGACUGAAAAUAGCUGAGUUCAUGUUCUGGUUGGGAUUUGUACAAGAUCCCAGAAAAUAUGACUUUCUGUGAUAUACAUGUACAUGUAUCUAUAAUAGAUAUUGUUUACCCACUUCUGUUCAUCCGUGUGUUAUUACAUCCCACCCUACGUGUUGUAGAAGGUAUGUUUUUGACCCUUCUGUCGGUCAGCCCUUCAGUCCUGUUCUUGUCAUCACAGCAUCUCUGAUGCUGCUCAACAAAAUUUCAGGAUACUUUGUAGUCACUGUAUACAGGGUUAUUUUUGCCCUUUCACACCUGCAAACAAUUUUGCCCCAUUUUGAAUUUGCCCAGACACAGUUCUGUUUAAGAGAUAAUGCCAUUUUCUUUGAAUUCGCCCUGUUUUAAAUUCACCCAAUUUCGACAAGGGCGAAAAUAAAAUGGGGCAAAUAUUUCCCUGUAUACAGUAAUAGGGACAUAAUGAGCAUAUUCAAAGGAAUUUCUUUUUUCCAUUUUUUUUCUGGAAAUUAUGCCCCUUUCAACCUGGAAGUUUGUCUUUCUUCAGUCCUGUUCUUGUCAGCACAACUCCUCAGAAACCGCUCAACAGAAUUUCAUGAUACUUUUUGGAUAAUAAGGACAUAAUGUGUAGAUAUGCAAAUUCACAGAAAAUUUCAAUUCAUUUUCCUUAUUUUUUGAAGAUAUGUCCCUUUUGAACUUACAGAAGUUUGGCUAAGCUUAAAUACAUGUAUACUAUUGUCAGUUCAACUCCCCUGAAAAAGCUCAGCAGAAUUUCAUGAAAAUUUGUAGUUAAUAAGGACAUAAUGUGUAAAUUCAAAGGAAAUUC
Saccostrea echinata is the source of this 2119-nucleotide messenger RNA. RefSeq lists its product as uncharacterized. The record is from RefSeq and is a predicted model, not a curated record. NCBI's taxonomy places the organism in Eukaryota, Metazoa, Mollusca, Bivalvia, Ostreida, Ostreidae. The transcript has 6 exons. Bases 1 to 1371 code for a protein of 456 amino acids.